This is a messenger RNA of Sesamum indicum (sesame), 1056 nucleotides long. RefSeq names its product subtilisin-like protease. NCBI's taxonomy places the organism in Eukaryota, Viridiplantae, Streptophyta, Magnoliopsida, Lamiales, Pedaliaceae. The record is from RefSeq and is a predicted model, not a curated record.
CACAUCGGAUUUCACCUCCCUCCGAAGGAAGAGAGGUUCUCUGCUCUUGCUCACACCAACCAAACUGUGAAUUGGGCAGCGAAAGAUUCCACUGAAAUUUUGAUCUUAUCAGUAAAACCUCAAAGUUCAAUAAGCAAAGAGAGAACACGGUCGAAUUUUGACGCGAAAACCUCGCAAAUGGCGAGCGGUUGGAGGAGAGCAUUCGGGAAUGUGAGGUCUUUUGUUGGAAAUUCAAUGGGCGGUCUAAGGGGUGGGAGCAGUUUAGCUUCAUGGAUUGUCGCAGGAACCCUCGCUUAUUACCUCUGGGUCCGCCCUUCUCAGCAGCUCAGAAGAGAGCAAGAGGAAAGGGCAGCAUUGGCGGCGGCUUCCGAUCCAUAUCGAUAUGUUGAAAAGCGAAAGCCGAUUCCGGAUCCUCAGGAGACUGGAUUGGUGUACGGGAGUAAAAACGGAGCGAAGAAACCUGAGUGAAGUUUUUUGUAGGAGCGAGGUUAUCAUUAGCUGCAUUCGAUGUGUGCUUCCACAAACAUUGAAGUGGGAAGAUGUGGAGCCAACUUGAUGUCGACGAAUUCAUAGCCAGCAAAUUUGGAGAAUGGCAAUUGAAGUAAUUGCCACUCUUUGUCAACACGACAGUUUGAUUUAUUUAUAUAUGGCUACUGUUAGUUCCUAUUCAGAAGCCAACAUGAAGUGUGAAAAUGAAUUAUCACCUUUUCAUAGAAACAACCUUCACUAAGCUAAUGAGGGAGUAUAAUAGCUAAUGGUACAUUUAGUAAUCAGUUUGGUAUUUAAUAUCUGCCCCAUCUCCAACAGCUCUUGUGUGCUUGUUUGAUGUGACUAACUUGAUUUAUGAGCCUUCUGUCUCACGGUAUGUCUGUGUGCGGAUGGUUUUGGGACUCUUUAGAUGAUUUCUGCGAUCUUCUUUUAUUCUACUUAUAGCACAUAGGCUAUAGUGCAGAUGGAAUGUAUUGGCUAUGGACCUAUGGUAUCGAUGAAAUACAGAAUGAGCCAGGUGUCCAAAUAGCAUUAUCUCAUUGAUUCUCCUGACAUCUAUCUCAUACU